This is a messenger RNA of Rhinichthys klamathensis goyatoka, 3129 nucleotides long. RefSeq lists its product as uncharacterized. The record is from RefSeq and is a predicted model, not a curated record. Gene Ontology annotation, biological process: regulation of transcription by RNA polymerase II. Bases 296 to 2959 code for a protein of 887 amino acids. Gene Ontology annotation, cellular component: nucleus. The transcript is spliced from 2 exons. Gene Ontology annotation, molecular function: DNA-binding transcription factor activity, RNA polymerase II-specific; RNA polymerase II transcription regulatory region sequence-specific DNA binding. NCBI's taxonomy places the organism in Eukaryota, Metazoa, Chordata, Actinopteri, Cypriniformes, Leuciscidae.
ACAUGCUCAGUCAGUGCACGCGCACCCUCACUCACAAUCUGCGCGGUCACCGCGGUGGAAAGCAAACAAUGCAUGCGACGCUGCCGAGAAAACAUCGAGCAAUGGACGCAUUUAACGCACCAGUCGCUCUUUUGAGAAGAAGAAGUGGGUUUUAACGCAAGGUACAAACUAACAGCGUAUCUUCAACCUUCUGAGCUUAAAGAAAGGGAUCGUUACUUGUGAAGAAACAGCCAGUGUGGAUUGCUUAUUUGCUGUAAUAUUUGUCCCAUGGGAUUGUUAACCUGAUGUGUUGACCAUGCGCUCACAACAAAGUUUCAUGGCAUUCAUGAGCAACAAGGACAGUGCUAUACCUAAAAAAGACAUCGAUCGCCUGUGCUGUGCAAAAUGCCGAUUUUCAACAAAGGACACUGACCUGUUUGAGAGGCACGUUUCCCAUCAUAAAGAGGUUACGUUCUCCUGUGCUCUCUGCAGUUAUGUUUCCUACUCUAAAACCGAGUCUCAGAAACACGUCGUCUCACACACGGGCUCAUUCCCGUACCGGUGUAGCUUCUGCUCGUACGGAGCGGUGCGGAGGGAUUACAUGGUGAAACAUAUUCUUCGUAUACACAAGAGGGACGCAGAAGAAGGCUUCAUAACGGAUUUUACUGUAUCCACGCCAGCCGUCCCUGAAACUCUCGGGAUGUCAGGUUGGCCUGAAGGGAACGACCAGUAUGCAAUUCCCAAUUCCCAAGUCGAACAUCCGAGUGGAAGUCAACCCAGAGUCAACAAAUCAUCUUCUAUUGGUCGAGCAGUGAGCCAAACUAGCAGUAGUCGUGCACGUGUGACCUUCAGUUUGCCAACGCCAAGUGUCACCAAUACAAUUCCGGUUUCUAAGACACAGUUCACCAGUGCUAUUCCCAGCUGCACUUCAACCGCAAGUCACUCGUUAGGCAACGCGCCUCAAGUGGUUCUAAGAUCACGGGAGGAAAACGGCAACCUAUCAAACUCCCUGCUCAGUGUCGAUGGUCAAAGUAAGGUGGCUGGUCAAAGGACCACUUUGGAAAAGCCUAUUCCGAAAGUCACAUUCUCAAGAGUCCAGGUUAGUUCUACAGCACCACUACGGCAAAGCCCGAGAGUCCCUGAAAAGGCUGUGCUUUCGAAAACCCCUUGCAGAAUCCGGUUCCCACUGCCUGGUGAAAUGAACACCCCGCUCAGAACACUGCUUAACAUGCCGUUGUCCAAGAGGAAUGUUCCAAAUGUCCAAAUGGAUCAGAGGGCUAGUCAGUCCACAACAGGGAUUAAUGUUACGACACUGAAAACGAGUACAAAUCCCAGUGGUUCGAUCAUAAGUCCACCGCACUCCACUGUCGAAAAGAGCAAUCAGUCAAAGACAAACUCCAGGAUACUUGUAGGGUCAUCAGCUGAGACAUCAAGUCCGUUAUCCAGUGUCCAAGUGGAACUGUUAGCACCAUUGAACCAGCCAAUUCAACACAACAAGCCUUUGACAGUGUCCUGUCCAGAGGAGAUCAAUAUCCCUGCUGGGUGUUUGGUGGAGUUGGUUGAGGUGAAAAAUGUCAAUGGGACUCGGGAGCUGGAGCUACGGUUGAUCCCGCCGAAUGGAGUCCCGCAAGGCCAGAAGACCGAGGAAAGACCUUCACCUGUCACUACUGGAGGCAAAUUGUCUUUUAAAUGUCAAGUUGCUGCUACUGCCAAAGGGUGUCCAGUCAGCCCGUCCACAUCUUCAACAUCUUCAACAUCUCACAAGAUCAAAGAGCAGGAGCCUUCUUCAUCCACUGAUGUCCAGAGUACCACAAAGAGAGUUAAUUCAGUACACAAACCACAGUGUUCUUCAGAGACACCAGUGAGGAACAAGCUCAUCCUGAAGCCCAAAGAUCCCGGGAGCAAGCGAUCAGCGGUGGCUCGUGACGUCGUCGCUCUCGAGGGCCCAGAGUUGAGUUCUGGAGGCCUUCCCGUGAUCUCGUCGGUUUUCUCUCUCUGUCCUACACCUACUUCGACCCAAAGCAAGGAACCAAAGGACGAGGUGGGAAGUGCAAAGCAAUCGCUGGUCUGUAGUUUUCUGAUUAAAAAGGAGGAGGAACUUGAGGAGAAACACAAAGAUGCUUCUUUGUGCCUUAAAGAAACUAAGACAGAGGUUGAGAAUACUGAAGGCUCUACAAUAUCAAAGACUUGUGGACGAGGGAAAACACCAGCUGGAAAACCCCUAAAAACAAGUCAUUUAAAACGAGCUCCAAAUCAACCGUUGGCGAUGCCAAACCAGAGCAUCGUCCCAUCAGACAAGGACAACGUUUCACAUCAAGACAAGGGAAAUUUUGAAUGCGAGUCUGGAAUGAACUUGGAUUGCCAACAACAACGUCGCAUGUAUCCGAAAGUAGCUUUGGUGAGGAUCCCGAGUACUUUGUUGGAAGCCUCGAAGAAGCUUCCCGAAGCGCCAAUACGAGAGGAGAGUUUGACGGCACGACCGGUUCUCUGCUGCAUGUUAAGUGAGGAGAACUUGUCCGGUGGCCCUUCAGUGGCCAUCAAGCUGAUACUAAAGAGAGACUUUCGUGAAAGUCAAGAGAAGAACCCAGACUCGCCGCCGCGUAAAAAACAUAAAAAGGAAAAGAGAAAAGCCAAAAAACGUCGGUCAUCGUCGUCGGUUGAGAUGGGCCUUCCCCGUUUCCCAUCCAAAGGUCAAAGAGAACUGAGGUUAACUCCUCUGAAAGCGGAUCAGCUCGUCAGGAUUCCCGGGCCGAACCAGCCGGUUGUGGUCCUGAACCAUCCGAAUCCUUCAGUUAAAACAUUCAAUGUCGGCAUCCAAACGCUGAAGAACUUUAAGUGGAUCCGCUCAGGGGAUCACGAGCGGGAACAACCUGUGCCGAAACAGCCUUCGCUCAAGAUGAAACUCAAGAAAGUUCACGGAGAGAACUAUCAGGUUGUCGAGUUGGUCCUCAACGGACUCUCGGAUAAACAUCUCUUGUAAACUUGUAAAAUAUUUCAUGCUGGUAUCAGAUUUUUAUAACGGUGCAGUUGUAGAGAAACCUGACCCUGUCUGAGAUCAUAAAACUCCCUUAAUGGUGGACGUUAGUAUUAAAACACCGAUAAACAUUUCAUCAAAUAGCUUGCAAUUAGACUGACAUAUUGGAGCUACAC